Molecule: messenger RNA, 5334 nt
Organism: Folsomia candida
Lineage: Eukaryota; Metazoa; Arthropoda; Collembola; Entomobryomorpha; Isotomidae
Exons: 12
Coding region: 2240-3673 (477 amino acids)
Biological process (GO): synapse organization
Cellular component (GO): neuron projection membrane
Source: RefSeq, a predicted model, not a curated record
GUUGCUUAUUGAUUCAGAAGACGAGUUUCAACUACCUGUGCCCAGAAACUUUCAGUUCUAAAUUCAAUUUUGCAAGAUACAUACUUAUUUGAAAAGCAAACAUCAAAUUAGUUGAAUAUUCAAUCCAUGCCAAACCAGAUAUCGACGGAUCGUCAGAUAUUUGGACAUGUUUGAGGUUUUUGGUUUAGUUCCAAUCAUGCUAAAAGAGAAACACAAGUCCAGAAAAUCUCCAGCCAACAAGCAAAGUUAUUCGAAAUCAUCUCCAACUUUAUCAGGACAGCCUAGCUUCAUUUUAAUAUUUGCAUAGCACUCGUACAGCAAAAUUUGCAAAUCCAACAGAUUCUAUUGAAUCUGUCGAACUCUGAGAAACUCAAAAUUGAAAUUAUUAAAGAAAAACAUGAAGAAUGAACAGUCUUGCAAAAGGUGCUGUUCCUUUCGGCGUUAAGCAAAGCCUGGAUUUGACUCUUAUAACUGACACAUUCAUUUCAUGCAUAUCUACAUUUAUGCACAUUGAAGGUUUUGAUAUCACGUUUAUCCUAGACAUAAGCUUUAACUAAUUAUUUAGAAUCUACACUUUCUAAAUGCAAAAUUGGUUUUUUGGUUUGGACGGAGUUUAGUUGCAUUUUCACCAAUAACCCUUCAUCGUUCUUGCUUUCGUUCUCUCUCUGCCCCAACCCAACUGGGACAAGAUGCUGAGAAUCAUCCCUUGCCAGCAGUAUAGAAAACGUCAUUGGAAUUGCAAUUCUGGCAAACGGGAAGGAGAGAUUUCUGUGAAACAGGAGGGAGACGAGGAAAAUGUCUGCUAAAAUAGAGCAGAGCAAUGCGAGGAAACUCCCUGAAUACAGAUUCCUACAAAAGCCCAGCAAAUCCGAGAACUAACCGAACCCGGCUUUCUCCUACCAACAUACCACACACACCACUGACAACUACCACCAAUACCCGUUUCAGAUGCGACGACCAGGCAGCAGCUUCCAACUCUCCAACUCUUCUCCGUUGGGCGAAAGUCGUCUCAUUCUCCCAUAAGCUUCCUUUCCUCACACAUCCCGCUACUUGUCGUUCCUUGUGCGGAACAAAAAAAAACAUUUUUGGGUACGAAUUCUUCUCAUUCGGCCCAAUAAUUUUCUUGUCUCUCUCCUUCACUGCAGAUUUGAAUACGGAAGAAUUCACUCCACAUUUCUCACAUGAAGAGUACAUCCAGUGCGGGGAGGGGGAUAAAAAGUGGUCUAGUUUUGUAGAGAAAAGCGGAUUGGCAGAGAAAGUGAAGUAGCAUUGGUAAUCUGGUACUAAGCAAUUCUUCUGGUCCUUAUUCUUUGCAGUGGAAUAACCAAUGGUGGAAGAGAUUGAAAGAUUGUAGUUCUUGUUAUAAAUAUUUAUUGACCCAAUUCCGAUUUCUGGCUGGAUCGUCAAAGUCACCAGCAAGUGAAAAUAGGCAUCAUCUUUUAAUUUCAAUGUGAGCAACCUGUAAAUACAUUUGUUGAGGAUGAUAAAUUGGACAUCAACCUUAAUGUGAGGGAAUUGUUACUGACAAGUGUCAGCUUAAAUCAUUAGUCUUGAUGUUAUCUUGUCUCCCAAAAAUUCAGAGAGUGCCCACCAGAAACUGGUGGAUCAGUCUGGUGUGUAACUGAAUUUAUGUGAAAUUUUAAUCAGGCCGGAUUUGCUCUGUCUUUCUCAAAAACUCUUCCCAAACUCAAACAUUUACUUUCUUCCGUGGUUGGUUAGACAAUAUAGAUACAGACACGAGGGAAAUUGCUCCAGUCAAGACUUUGGUUUAACUUAUGCAACUCUGCCUACGACUUAUUGCACACCACAGAAACUCCUUCUUCAUAAAGAUGCCGACGACGACGACGUGGAGAGGAAGUUAACAAAGAACUGGGAGGAAGGACGUAUUCAGAUGUAUAAUAUCCAAGUAAGUGAUUUAAUUGUUGGAGUGAAACCGAGCGUAGGAAAGUGGAACUUGGUUUUGGCAAGUUUUUGGCACUUUGGACUCGAAAAACUUUGAGGAAGUGAAAGGGCGACGGAAUAUAAUAAUCAUAAUAAUAGAAUCUACACUUUGUACGAGAGGAAGGAAGGGAAGGAAGGAGGAAGAAUUGUGAAGGAAAUAAUUACCUCCGACACUCAACUCAACAAGAAGAAGACUUCAAAUCAGCCCCACGCACAAACUUUUAAGAUUUGCCAACUCGAACCUUUCUAAUGAUUGAUGAAAACCAGAAGGCACACAACCGUGUAACCUGAAAAUACGAUGAGAACCAUCAUCACUUUCACGGGAAUCGGAUUUUUCCUUCUCCUGGCCGUCACAAACAUCAAUGUCAGUCCUUUAGAACACUCUGGACAACAUGUCACCCCUUCAAUGGUGUCGAUGGCCAAUCUCAAGGACAAUAAAACUUGGCUGGAAGAUGGGAAAAUUGACCCUAUCAGCAUUUCCAUCAGUCCAGCUCCCACGUGGUCGUCAACUUUGCCAAAUUCCCCCCACUCCACCACCACCGCGACUACGACGACGGCGACGACGACGAAGGCGAGAAUCAACAUUCAUAAACCCGACCACGAGUCAUUAGUAUCCCCACCAACAGCUCUAUCACUGCCACCAUUUGGGUCAAUACCGACAAAAACGCCAAGCGCCAUGCAAAAAACGUCAAGCCAUCAUCAUGAGCACCAUAAACUGCUACACGGGAGCAGCGGUAGUAGUAGUGGCAGUGGUAAAUCGAUCGAAUCUUCCAACAACAACUUUCUCCGAGAUAGAAAAUCCUUCAGCUCAAGGGAAACAAUUAUAGAGGUAAAGAGGUCAGCAGAUGAGUUUGAAUUUCAACUGGAAUCUCCAAAUCCUCCUCCAAUGAGUUUAGCAAGUUCUUCCACAAGGAUUACAGGACCUUACUUCGAGUCCAACAAAACCACGGUCCAUCUCACAGCUCGAGCCGGACAGACUGUUCUUCUAGACUGCGCUGUUAUUCUACUCCAAGGAAGAACGGUUUCCUGGCUUAGACGAAGGAAGGACAACUUGCAGCUCCUGACUGUAGGCAACGCCACGUACUAUUCUGAUUCCAGGGUUGGGCUACGUUUCAGAUAUCCAAAUAACUGGAGAUUAGGAAUCGACAUGGUUCAGAAAAAAGAUGAAGGAGAAUAUCAUUGUCAGCUAUCGACGCAUCCUACGAAGGCUUUGAUUUUUCAUCUGAAAGUCAUAGCUCCAGCGGUGCAAAUAUUAGAUGAAAAUGGACAUGUCGUCACAGAACGUCAUUAUAAAGUAGAUUCAUCACUUCACCUAACUUGCAAGGCUAGCAACGUUGAUAUCGCUAAAUCGGUGGAUAACAUUCUUUGGCUGAAAGGAGCAAAUCCCUUGCCCGGAGGUGAUAGUCGCAUCAAAGUCAAAUUGUCGAAAAGUCAGGGCAGCGGAGAGGCGACUGGAUAUUUGUCAGUGUUGUCCGUCCGGAAAGGGGACAGUGGGAAUUACACUUGUGUCAGUGGCCGAGCUUCUUCCACAAUUUCUGUUCAUGUGCUUAACGGCGAACUGUUGUACGAGUUGCAACACGAAUCUACUGCAAAUUCCCGGAUGGUGUUAGGCAGCCAACUUUCUCCCCUCGUGUGGAUUUUAGCGUCACUUUCACUAUUGAUUUCCACACUGUGCCCAACCGCUUUGCAUAUGGGAUCUCACCAUCAGCAUCACCGCCACUUUCUCUCCUAGACAGUCUCGCCAGCCCUUCAUUUAUGUAGCCAACCACAACCCACAGGCCAACUGCUACAUUCUGGCCAGAUUGUGAUAUUACAAGAACAAGGUGACAUUCGCCAUCUUUCUAAUAAGUGACACACACACACACACAAUUCCGAAUAAGAAGUAGUGACAGUUGGAGAAUGGCCACCCAGAGAAAUUUUAUUCCAUCGCAUUGUCGAAUUGUUCCGUUCAAAUAUUAUUUUCUGGAGACACUCCUUUUUCAAUGAUGGAUGAAGGUCGUCCCCUUUAGCACAAUGUCAUUCACCAAGGAUAACAAAAAUGACAUGAGACAUGUGGUGAAAGUUGUCAAGAUCAGAAUGGGAAGAACUUGAUGUCUAACGAUCCUGCUCCUCUUUGUCAGCGUCCAAACUUCAUUGUGGUCUCCAUGUCAUCUCGCUCGGCCACUCGGUCCGGAAUCUUCUGAGAAACCCUUAGAUUCAGCAUCACCUUGUACUCGGAAAGAGAAACCAAUCAGAGGGGAAGUCGCAUGUUGAUGUGCAAAGCCGGUGACUGAGCUGAUAUAAAUUUGAAGUGAUACUUAAAGGGCAGGGCGUAUCUCAAGUUAAGGAGAGAAAGUUAACUUGAAAAUGAUUGAGCGGACAUCAUCCUCCACCGCCAUCGCUACAUCAGCCCUGUAUGUACCAUCAACAAGAAAGUUUGCCAGCACCGACCACACACUAGGAUCCAAACUUCAUACGUAGUUUGGAAAAGUUCAUACUUUCUCCUGGAGACUUUUCUAAUGGGACAUAUUGCUCCAGAAAAGUUUCUGGUGCAAAUAGCCCUCAAGGGAAGCGGAGAGUCAAGCGAAUUUUCAAAGUUGCUCCACCAAUUUUUUUUAGAUCCAAAAAGAAAAACUGAAUACCAUACAUUGUGUUUGUGUGCAUGUGUAGUUUUGCUGUGGCAAAGUGGCAUUUGCGGGCGAGGCCAAGGAAAAGACAAAUGAUGAAGGUUGGCAGGAAAUGAAAUAAUUUCAAGUAGGAACAAUUUUGCGUAAAAGUGUAGGAUACGCAUCAACCUCGAAACCCUGUAUUUUCUUAAUCGAUAGCAGUGUAAUUACUAAAAGAAAGCAAAAUAUAUCAGAAUGACUAUCUAUUAACGAGCCAACACAUUUAUAUAUAAGGUCGAAUUAAUGUAAUUAUAAUUGUAAUAAUAUUCAUCACCCAAGAUCUUAAGCUCUGUUAAUUGUGAGUUUAAUAUAUUGUAGGUUAACUUGCUGGAGCGCAGAGUGAUGAGAAUGUAACAUGAGUAAAUACUGUUUAAUGUAACUCUCAUUAAUUAAAUUGUGCAUACUCCGUUUAAGAUUAGUAGAAAGAAUGCAUUUAGAUCGUCGUAUGCGUCUGUAUAUCGUGACAACCAGAUAAUUGAUUAUAAUUCUCCAUAAUGCAUAAUUAGGUUUUAAAAUUAAGUAACUGGAAAUAUAACCUUGUAUUGUACUGAGUUUCCAAAAAGUGAGUAUACCUAUUUGAUUACUUGUAUUAUGUUUUUGUGAUACCCAAAUACCACAUGUAGUAAUGUCGCAUGUUGUUAAGAAAUAUCUAUAAAUAAGGAUCUACUGGAGUAAAUAAAUAUACAUAAUAGCAUGUUAAUCGUGAAGAGCAAAUAAUAAAUCAAACAUUUAAGCAUUGCUGGUUUAA